GAAUACGAAGUUUUUUUUUCCUGUUGGCUCGAUUGAUCGGACUAUAAAGACUUAGAAAAUCCUGUCAGUCCUACUAUCGGUGUAAUGGGAUUUUAAAAGUUCGUCUAGUUCGAUCGAUCGAACCACGAGGACGUUUUUUUUCCUGUUGCAUCGACUGAUCGGACGUAACCGUAGACUUACUAUUUCGUGGUAGUAAAAUUCCGCGUCGAAAAGCUAGCCAUACACGGACGGUUUUGCCCGUCGGAUCAGCCCGCCAGAUGUACCGCCAGCGGGCACAUCCGUGCGUGUGUGUCGAGAAAUAUAGAUACGGAUCUGCCCGCCGGGCACCCGUCCGCAGGCAAAUCCGUCGGUGUGUGGUGAGAUAUAGCCACGGAUGUGCCCGAUCCGACGGGCAAAACCGUUCGUGUAUGGCUAAUUAAAGUGAGAAAACACUUUUGAGAUGUUGGUAGAUUACAAAAGUAACCAUGAAAGUACCGGUCGGACAAACAGGAAAAAUAAAAAUUGUGUGAUCGGAUUAAGAGGAUUUUUCAAGGUCUCGUGGUUCGAUCGAUCGAACUAGACGAACUUUUAAAAUCCCAUUACACCGAUAGUAGGACUGACAGGAUUUUCUAAGUCUUUAUAGUCCGAUCAAUCGAGCCAACAGGAAAAAAAAACUUCGUAUUCCGAUUGAUCGGACUAGUCGAUCGGACCACGCGACCUAAGGGCGAAUUACGUGUGUUUCACUCGCCGUCCUUCUAAAGUAUUUCCCAGUAUAUACCCAGUAUUUUUUUUUUCAUUGACAAAUAAUACAUUAUAUUAUUUCGUUAUUGUAGAUGCUCACUCGAAAUGGAUCGAAGCGUUUCGCGUCCCGGGCACCUCCGCCAAAUCCAGAGAUGUGACUUAUUUGAAAUACUUGUAUUUAAAAUGCAAAUACAAAAUGCAAAAUACCUAUUUUGUAUUUAAAUACCUUUUAAAGAAAACUAUUUUGUAUUUUAUUUCAAAUACUUUUUGGGACCUAUUUUCAAAAUACAAAAUACUUUUUAUUAGGUAAAGUCAGUAGGAGUUAAGGUGGGUUCCCACGACCCGUGUUAUUACAGGCCAGGCCGGAUCGCGCCACGUCUGUGGAUGCCUGUGCGGCUGAUUGCGUCUCGCGCCGAGCCAUUCCAACGGCGCGAGUCGGCCUGUACCCGCCUGUCGUUAACGCCAGUCCAACAUGUGUGAUGAUACGGAGCGUAUGGCUGCGUGUGCAGCCGCUGUGGUUUUAUUCAGUGGUCAACUUUUGAUAAACCAAGCAAAAAGAAAGCAGAAGAAACGACGCUGGUGGGUGUCGUCAUUCAACAAGAGCCGAUCAAGAUAUAAUGCAACUGAUAUGCUGAGUGAUUUUGUACGGGAACCUAGCAAAACAUUUGAAAAUUUCUGCAGAAUGUCUCAAGAUGAUUUCACAUUCCUUCUAAAUAAGAUUGGUCCUCAUAUCUCAAAGAUUGAUACGAACAUGAGACAGUGUAUACCGACUCAAGCCCGAUUUGCUAUUGCACUCAGAUUUCUGGCUACUGGAGAUAGUUACAAAAGCCUCUCAUACUUAUUUAAGGUUUCAAUACAAACAGUCUCAAGAUGCGUUGACGACGUCUGCAAAGCCAUAAUGCAAGAAUUAAGGGAAGAAAUAAAACUGCCACGGUCAUCACACGAAUGGUUGGAGAUUGCAGAAGAAUUUAAUGGCAAGUGGAACUUCCCUCAUUGUAUAGGGGCACUAGAUGGAAAGCAUUGCGUGAUGCAAAGUCCUAUUCACAGUGGAUCAGAAUAUAUCAACUAUAAAGGAACAUUCAGCAUUGUACUUUUAGCUUUGGUUGACGCUGACUACAACUUUAUUUUUGUGGAUUGUGGUUGCCAGGGAAGAAUAAGCGACGGUGGUGUGUACAGAAACACGGAGUUCUACAAAAAACUAUGUCGUUCUGAACUGGAUAUACCACAGCCGGAUUUUUUACCAUCAAAAGAAGAAAAGAUGCCCUACGUUUUCGUAGCUGAUAGUGCAUUUGCCCUAACUGUUAACAUGAUGAAGCCAUAUGCUGGGAAUCAUAACAAAGGAACAAAAGAAAGAGUCUUCAACUAUCGCUUGUCAAGAGCUCGACGAAUAGUCGAAAACGCUUUCGGAAUCAUGUCUUCUGUUUUCAGAGUACUAAGGAAACCUAUUCUCUUACAACCCGACAAGGUAACGGACAUAGUUAUGACUUGUGUCUUAUUACACAACUUUCUAAGGAGAUCUAAAAAAUCAAGGCAAAUAUACACACCAGUGGGCAUCUGACACUGAUCAUGAAGGGGUUAUUCAACCCGGCUCUUGGCGAAAUGACCAAGAAGGAAUGAGUUCCCUACUACCACUGAGAUCUUUACCAAGAAGAGCUGCUGUUACUGCCAAGAGCGUAAGAGAUAAAUUUGCUGAAUACUUUGUAACUAAUGGCGCAGUUUCGUGGCAGAAUAACUAUUCAUAGGUUAACCAAGGCAUACGGGAAUCGGCCUUUGUACAGUCAGCCACAGGUCAACCUACCCAUUUCCGGUCGUCCUGUCAUGUAAAAAAGGGUCACCUAGUUAAUUACAAAUACCUUGGAGAGUAUGUACUCAGCUUAUGUAAGCUAGCUCUUUGAAUUAAAAAGUAUCUGAGAACUAUCUCAAGUAGUUAAAUUUUCUUUCACAUACUCUUUAAUUAAAAGAGCUAGCUUACAUAAGCUGAGUACAUACUCUCCAAGGUAUUUGUAGUUAACUAGGUGACCCUUUUUUAUUCUUAUAAAAUAUAAAGAAUAAAUACGUAAUAAGUAAUAAAUUCAUAAUUAUAUAAGUGUAAUGGGAAGAUUAGACACAAAUAAAAGUUACUCACCA
Messenger RNA from Cydia pomonella (codling moth), 2847 nucleotides. RefSeq lists its product as uncharacterized. Bases 1193 to 2278 code for a protein of 361 amino acids. The transcript has 3 exons. The record is from RefSeq and is a predicted model, not a curated record. Lineage: Eukaryota; Metazoa; Arthropoda; Insecta; Lepidoptera; Tortricidae.